AUGGAGCUCCCUGAAGGAACACUGACCCUAUAUAAAAAACAAACACGAACCCAAGAAGAACAGUCCCCUGUACAAACUCCAAGGACUCAAAACUUGUGGAGAAAACCAAAGAGGAAGAAGAGCACACCGACAGGAACUCCAAAGCAACUUGUGGUUGCUGAUGACAAUGAUGAUAAAAAGCCCAAAAAGAAAAGAAUGAAACCUGAGAACAACAAACUGAUAAUUGGUCAAGAUCCACGGCCAAUCAGUUCUGAAGAUUCUGUCAAGAAAUUUGAGACAAGGAUGACACCGAACCAUCUCUUCCAACUCAUCACUGAAAUCAAUAAACCAACAGAUCUUACAAAAGAGCCAGAUGCGGUAGAUUAUCGCCAACUACAAAGGCAGGCUAUCAAAGAUAUGGGAUUUGGCACAUUACUGGAUCUCAAAAUCAAAAUUAUUCCAACAGCCUUGUGUAAUUUUCUGGCAAGCAAUUUCCAGACCGGUGCCAGACAAGUCCCAUUGAAUGGGAACAAUGUACUGGAUAUCAAACAGGAAGAUGUUGUUGCUAUACUUGAUCUUCCUUGUGGACCCAAACCAGUGCAAGAAUUCAAACAGAAUGAUCCCGCUAUAACGGACCACGCUGAGAUGGUGGAUGCGUGUGAGUAUGAGAGAGCACAUCUGAGGUCAUUCCCUGUGAUCAAAUCUUGGGACCAAAGGAUGCUGGACGACAGAAUAAGGCUUCAGGGAAGCAAUUUCACAGAUGUCCAGACACUUGAACGUCUCAAGAAACCGUCCUCAGCAACAUCUCGAGAUGAACAACCAGAGGCUGAAUCACAGAAGGAGGAUACACAGGGAAACCCCAACACACAAAAGAUGCCUCCGCCAUCAAGUACAACGCAACUGGAACAAGAGCAGCAGCAACACCAGCAAGACCUCCAGGAUGCACAGAUUUGUGAAUUGUGCAAGAUGGCAUGGAAGUCUGCUGAAAGCAGAUUUGCAACAAUCAUAGAACAGCUGCAACGACAAGUAGCUGACCAACAAGAACAACAGCAACACCAACAAAUUGAUGACAACAUUGUAGAAGCUCCAAUUAAUCUCGCAAAAUUUCAAGACAUUGAAAUUGACAAAGCACAGGGACUGGAGCAAUUGAGCCAGACAAAUGAUGGGGCUUCUAUUGCAGUGGGGAAAACUGUGCCUACUUCAAAAGAAGUGUCAGGAAGACGGUUACGAGACAACCAGGAGAAGAACACUCAGGAAGAUGUCACAGUAAGGGUUGAUCUGGAUGAAGAUGUGAAUGAGACUAUAGAAGCAGAAGAAUAUCCAGUACCAUCUGCUCUGGACGAAACAAAGAAUCCCAUUCCUUCCAUCAAUGAAAUUAUAACAAGGGCCAGUGCACCAGCUUCAGAGUCAUCGAGUGAUACAGAAAAACUAGAGAUCAUUGCAGCUAUUGCAGAACAAGUUGAGAAAAACCCAGAGAAUGUUGCUUCUACCACGGGUCGUCUACUCAUGCUGGACAAAAAUGAGUGUACCACGCCACCGCCUGCAAUCUCAAAGAAAGCUGAAGUACUUGAUGAAGGGUUAACAAAGACAGUGGAAAAGAUCCUCAAUCAAAAACCUAGGAGGAGAAAUCCACCAAGAAUCCACCGGUUGCCCGAACGGUUCAGGUCGCCGUUUAUGCUGCAGAAGAAAAACAAGAAAAAAUUCAUACAGUUGACAGAGGAGAACAAGAAAAUGACCAAAGAAGAAGCCCUGUUGAUAGACUUCGCUCUCUUGCAGAGACAAGAAGAAAUUGUUAAAUCAGCGAGUUUCUUGUUUGAAUUUGGAAAAAUUGUUUGGGCAGACAGGACAGCAUUCUAUUCCAUGAGGGAAGGCACAUGGAUAGAAAACAACAUCAUAGAUGCUUGGGCUGUCAUCCUAAACAAAGAAGAAGCUAAAAGUGACUCCCCAAGUCGGAUAUUCUUUGGUGUUUCCGCAUUUGAUACAAUCAGUCGCUACUAUCAACAGGAUAGUAACAAAGAGGAAAUCGAGUUCACGUUCUAUGAGAGGUUGGCUCUUGAAUUAGAAGGACAAGGACUUAGUGUAGGAUCCCUGAUAGUGGCAAAAGCCAUCUACUUCCCAGUACACUACCGAGAACAUUACUUCUUGUAUGUGUUGCUGGUUCAAGAAAAGAAAGUCCUUGCAUUCAACAAUCUUCAUGCAAAAGAUCUGGACUACUACAAGCCAACAAAAGAUCUACUUUUUCAGUUCUUUAAAAUGUACCUUCAAUGUGUGUUUCCAAACAUAGAACUGGUCAAUGCUCAAUUCACCUUCACAGAGGUUACGCUACCAUCGCACAAUGACAAAAAGCCAAAUGCGGAAGAUUGUGGAAUAUUCACAAUGCACCACAUGGAGAAGUAUGAUGGUGGUGACUACGAGGACGGUACUACUUUGAAUUUCCACACAGGAAACAUCAAAGAGUACCGGUGGAGAUACAUGUUAAAAAUCCUUAUGCACCCAUCCAACAAAAAUAAGGACAAAAUCCUCGAAGCAAUGCACCAGUUCUACAUAAAUACUGCUGAAGAAGAACCAAAAGAAAUCCCAGAUCAUGUUGAUUUGAACAGCAAAUCUUACUACAAUGACAAAAAAAUUCAGGGAUGGGUUAAAUGA
Molecule: messenger RNA, 2625 nt
Organism: Oldenlandia corymbosa var. corymbosa
Lineage: Eukaryota; Viridiplantae; Streptophyta; Magnoliopsida; Gentianales; Rubiaceae
Source: the annotation of a GenBank genome assembly